Molecule: messenger RNA, 4562 nt
Organism: Raphanus sativus (radish)
Lineage: Eukaryota; Viridiplantae; Streptophyta; Magnoliopsida; Brassicales; Brassicaceae
Product: ABC transporter G family member 40
Exons: 20
Coding region: 166-4410 (1414 amino acids)
Cellular component (GO): membrane
Molecular function (GO): ABC-type transporter activity; ATP binding; ATP hydrolysis activity
Source: RefSeq, a predicted model, not a curated record
UCGUUCAUCAUCCAUCUCACAUUUCUCUUAGUUUUUUCACCAUAUAUAUGUUUGCGUAAUUUAUUCUUUAAUUCUUGUUCUGAUAUAAACCAAAAUAAAAAAUAAAAGAAAGAUAGAAGAAAAAAAAAGGUUUUUUGAUAUCUGGGAUUCACUAAUCCGAGGAAAAUGGAAGGAACUAGUUUUCAGAAAGCGAGUAACAGUUUGAGAAGAGACUCCUCUGUGUGGAAGAGAGAUUCAGGAAUGGAGAUUUUCUCCAGGUCUUCUAGAGAAGAAGACGACGAAGAAGCUUUGAAAUGGGCAGCUCUAGAGAAGCUCCCCACCUUUGACCGUCUCAGGAAAGGAAUCCUCACGGCCUCUCAUGGCAUCAACGAGAUCGAUAUUGAGAAGCUUGGGUUCCAAGAUACCAAGAAACUGCUAGAGAGGCUUAUCAAAGUCGGUGAAGACGAGCAUGAGAAGCUCCUAUGGAAACUCAAAGACCGUAUCGAUAGAGUUGGAAUCGAUCUUCCGACAAUAGAAGUACGGUUUGAUCAUCUAAAAGUUGAAGCAGAGGUUCAUGUCGGAGGCAGAGCUUUACCCACGUUUGUUAACUUCAUGUCCAAUUUUGUAGAUAAGCUCCUGAACUCUCUGCAUCUUCUUCCCAACCGGAAGAAGAAGUUCACUAUACUCAAUGACGUCAAUGGAAUCGUCAAGCCCGGCAGGAUGGCUCUGCUCUUGGGUCCUCCAAGUUCUGGGAAAACGACCCUCUUGCUUGCCUUGGCGGGAAAGCUUGAUCAUGAACUAAAGGAAACUGGAAGAGUGUCAUACAAUGGUCAUGGAAUGAACGAAUUUGUGCCACAAAGAGCAGCUGCAUAUAUAGGUCAAAACGAUGUUCACAUCGGUGAAAUGACUGUUAGGGAGACUUUUGCUUACGCAGCUCGCUUCCAAGGUGUUGGUUCACGUUAUGAUAUGUUGACGGAAUUGGCAAGAAGGGAGAAGGAAGCAAACAUCAAACCUGACCCUGAUAUUGAUGUCUUCAUGAAGGCGACAUCAACAGCAGGUGAAGAAACAAACGUGAUGACAGAUUAUAUCCUCAAGAUCUUAGGCCUUGAAGUCUGCGCAGACACCAUGGUCGGUGAUGAUAUGCUGAGAGGUAUCUCCGGAGGACAGAAGAAGCGUGUCACUACUGGUGAGAUGCUGGUCGGACCCUCCAGGGCUUUGUUCAUGGACGAGAUAUCUACCGGUUUAGACAGCUCAACGACGUACCAGAUAGUGAACUCCCUCAGAAACUAUGUUCACAUCUUCAACGGCACAGCUCUGAUCUCUCUGCUUCAGCCUGCACCCGAGACAUUCAAUCUCUUCGACGAUAUUUUCCUCAUCGCGGAAGGUGAGAUCAUCUACGAGGGCCCUCGCGAGCACGUGGUGGAGUUCUUCGAGACCAUGGGAUUCAAAUGUCCUCCGAGAAAAGGCGUUGCCGAUUUCCUCCAAGAAGUGACGUCAAAGAAAGACCAGAUGCAGUACUGGUCACGGCCUGAGGAGCCUUACAGGUUCGUGAGAGUGAGGGAGUUCGCAGAGGCGUUUCAAUCGUUCCAUGUCGGGAGGAGAUUGGGAGAUGAGCUGGCAGUGCCGUUUGACAAGAAGAAGAGCCAUCCAGCUGCUUUGACCACCAAGAAGUUUGGUGUUGGUAUCAAAGAGCUUGUCAACACCAGCUUCUCCAGAGAGUAUCUACUCAUGAAAAGAAACUCAUUUGUUUACUACUUCAAGUUCGGACAACUGCUGGUAAUGGCAUUUGCGACAAUGACUCUGUUCUUUAGGACAGAGAUGCAAAAGAAGACUGUAAUAGAUGGGAGUCUCUACACAGGAGCCUUGUUCUUCAUCCUUAUGAUGCUCAUGUUCAAUGGCAUGUCUGAACUUUCAAUGACCAUUGCAAAACUUCCUGUGUUCUACAAACAAAGAGAUCUUCUCUUCUACCCUGCGUGGGUAUACUCUCUGCCUCCUUGGCUCCUCAAGAUCCCUAUUAGCUUCAUCGAAGCAGCUCUCACAACAUUCAUCACUUACUAUGUCAUCGGUUUUGACCCCAACAUUGGAAGGUUGUUUAAGCAGUAUAUUCUGCUCGUGCUCAUGAACCAGAUGGCUUCAGCGUUGUUUAAGAUGAUGGCAGCAUUGGGAAGAAACAUGAUCGUUGCAAACACAUUUGGUGCAUUUUCGAUGCUCGUCUUCUUUGCCUUGGGUGGUGUGGUACUUUCAAAAGAUGAUAUCAAGAAGUGGUGGAUUUGGGGUUACUGGAUCUCACCGAUCAUGUACGGACAGAACGCUAUCGUGGCCAACGAGUUCUUCGGACACAGCUGGAGUCAAGCUGUCCCAAACUCGAGUGAUACACUUGGAGUUACUGUCCUGAAAUCUCGUGGGUUCUUACCACAUGCAUACUGGUACUGGAUUGGAACUGGAGCCUUACUCGGAUUCGUCGUGCUGUUCAACUUUGGUUUCACACUAGCUCUAACAUAUCUCAACUCCUUGGGAAAGCCUCAAGCUGUCUUGACUGAAGAUCCUGCGAGUAACGAGACAGAAGAACUUCACGUGGUUGACGCAAAUGCUAAUAAGAAAAAAGGGAUGGUGCUUCCAUUCGAGCCACAUUCAAUUACUUUCGACAAUGUUAUAUACUCAGUUGACAUGCCUCAGGAAAUGAUAGAGCAAGGCACACAAGAAGACAGACUCGUCUUGUUGAAAGGUGUGAACGGUGCAUUCAGGCCAGGUGUCCUUACAGCUCUCAUGGGUGUCUCUGGCGCUGGCAAAACCACUCUGAUGGAUGUCCUUGCCGGAAGGAAAACCGGUGGCUAUAUCGAUGGAAACAUCACUAUCUCCGGUUAUCCUAAGAACCAACAAACAUUUGCGCGUAUCUCAGGGUACUGUGAACAAACCGAUAUCCACUCACCACAUGUUACUGUCUACGAGUCUUUGGUUUACUCAGCUUGGUUACGUUUACCUAAAGAAGUCGAUUCCAAUACCAGAAAGAUGUUCAUAGAUGAAGUGAUGGAGCUGGUGGAGUUAACACCGCUGAGGCAAGCGCUGGUGGGACUACCCGGUGAGAGCGGUUUGUCAACGGAGCAAAGAAAGAGACUGACCAUCGCUGUGGAGCUGGUUGCAAACCCUUCCAUCAUCUUCAUGGAUGAACCUACUUCAGGGUUAGAUGCACGAGCUGCUGCCAUCGUUAUGAGAACCGUGAGGAACACGGUCGACACUGGGAGAACAGUCGUUUGCACCAUCCACCAGCCUAGCAUUGACAUUUUUGAAGCCUUUGAUGAGUUGUUCUUGCUGAAGCGUGGAGGUGAGGAGAUCUAUGUUGGACCUCUUGGCCAUGAAUCAAGCCAUUUGAUCAACUACUUUGAGAGUAUUCAAGGAAUCAGCAAGAUCACAGAAGGUUACAACCCAGCAACGUGGAUGCUUGAAGUUUCAACCACUUCUCAAGAAGCUGCUUUAGGAGUAGACUUCGCCCAACUCUACAAGAACUCAGAACUUUACAAGAGAAACAAGGAGCUUAUCAAGGAGCUAAGCCAACCAGCUCCAGGAUCAAAAGACUUAUACUUCCCAACACAAUACUCACAAUCAUUCUGGACACAGUGCAUGGCUUCUCUAUGGAAACAACACUGGUCCUACUGGAGAAACCCUCCUUACACCGCCGUUAGAUUCCUCUUCACAAUCGGUAUCGCUCUCAUGUUCGGCACAAUGUUCUGGGACCUUGGAGGCAAAACGAGAACGCAACAAGAUCUAUCAAACGCUAUGGGUUCAAUGUACACAGCUGUUCUGUUCCUCGGUCUACAGAACGCUGCCUCAGUGCAACCAGUGGUCAACGUAGAGAGAACAGUCUUUUACAGAGAACAAGCCGCCGGAAUGUACUCCGCCAUGCCGUAUGCUUUCGCCCAGGUCUUCAUAGAGAUGCCGUACGUUCUUGUGCAAGCUGUGGUGUACGGUCUCAUAGUGUAUGCGAUGAUAGGGUUCGAGUGGACCGCUGCUAAGUUCUUUUGGUACCUCUUCUUCAUGUAUGGAUCGUUCUUGACUUUCACCUUCUAUGGUAUGAUGGCUGUUGCUAUGACUCCUAACCACCACAUCGCCUCCGUCGUCUCCUCCGCUUUCUACGGCAUAUGGAAUCUCUUCUCCGGCUUCCUCAUCCCUCGUCCGAGUAUGCCGGUUUGGUGGGAGUGGUACUACUGGCUUUGCCCUGUUUCAUGGACAUUGUACGGAUUGAUCACAUCACAGUUCGGUGACAUUACGGAGCCUAUGGCAGAUGGUACGAGUGUGAAGCAAUUUAUUAAAGAUUUCUAUGGAUUCAGAGAAGGUUUCUUGGGAGUGGUGGCUGCCAUGAACGUCAUCUUCCCAUUGGCCUUUGCCAUCAUCUUUGCUAUUGGAAUCAAGAGUUUCAAUUUCCAGAAGAGAUAGAACAGUUUUACAUUCUCUACUAUUUGAAAAUCAUACACUUAGCAUUCUACUUCCUGUAACACAAAUAAAAAGGCAUUUUUUUGUUUUGUUUGUACAAUUAUACGUUCUUCCUUCUUAUUGUAAUGAUAAUCAAUAACAUUUAGUUUUGAAUC